CUGAAGUAGUCCGCCCGGUCCAGGGUUGGACGUUCAACCGGUGCAGUUAGUUCAAUGUAAAGCGGAUUCAUCGAAACAUGAAUCGCUGGCUGGGUGAACAUCUGAAAACUUGCUGAUCAUGAGUGGCACCGUGAGAGGGAUUUCAGAGGACAUGGAUCGACAAAUUAUCCAGGCUGUACGCGAUGAGGACAUAAUGUCUUCUAACACGGUGGGAAUGUCAGAUUUGUCAGAUGAGAUCCUGCUGUGCAUCCUCCGCCACGUCCCCGUGUGUGACCUGGUGAUGAAUGUGGCAAACGUCUGCCAGAAGUUACACACGCUGUGCUAUGAUAAGUCCCUGCUCUCAAACGUCAGCCUGUCUGAGGAGUAUCUGGCUGACGAUCUGUUGGUUCGGUACAUACUGACGCAGCUCGCCAACCACGUGCAGUCUAUCAGCCUGAAUGGUUGCUACUGGCUGAAUGGUGCCAUAGUGGAGCGUCUUUCUCGCUGCAGAGGAGUGACGCACCUCGAUGUCACUGGCUGUCGCCUGUCUUCCACUCGUCUCUCUCGUAUCCUCUCCUCCCUCUCUCAGCUCAGAUCACUUGCUUUUGAUGUGACACCAGGCUUCACCUCUGCUAUGCUCAGUUCAGAGGCGGUGGAUUCACUGAGCCGCCUGUCGGAGCUCAGACAGACACUGUUGACACCGAGUUAUGGUGUGGUGCCGUGCUGCGCCAAACUCCGCAAGUUGAUGCUGCAGUUUGACAUCUCAGAUGUUACCAGAGAGGGUGUCGGUGUGUGCUGUCAGUUAAUGGUGGGCCAGAGCAGUGUGCCACAUUACCAGCAGCUGGAAGAGUUCACUGCCAGGCUGGCUCCAGGAGAGGUAAACCAGACCCUGCUCCUGCUCUACCUGGCAGUGUUCAGCGUUCAUGUUCCAAAGCGUCUCAGAGUUUUCCUCGUGUCGAUUCCUGGCCCAAACCCUGCUCACUGGCCUGCUGCUCCCUCACUAGCCAAGAGCUUGGGUCAGCGAGGUGACCUGGAGGCCCUGCAGCUCCCUCGGUCCUGGCUCGAUUCCUUGUCCCUAAAGCAAGCCCUGGAGGGAAACAGUCCCAAACACCUCAGCUUUAGCCGCUGCCCAGCGCUGUGGCCACAGGUGUUCCAGUCGUUGCUGGAGGGAGGAGUGAAAGAUUCCACACAGCUGAUCAGCCUGAACCUUAGCGGGAUCAAUCAGGUCCUUUACUCGGAGUGUAGGAGUGUGGAAGACCAGCUGGUUCCUGGGACGAUGAGCCGGUUGGCUGUUGGCUGUCCCAACAUUAAAUACCUGAACCUGAUGCACACACACUAUCAUCAUGAAAACUCAGCAGGGCUAGGUGGAGAAACACACCUGUGUGCCAGUUUGGCCAAAUUCAAACAACUGCGCUCUCUCACUCUGCCUGCCUGUGCUCUGGCAGAUGGCUUAAACACACAUCAAAUCUCUCAAAACACAUCUCCCUCUGCGUUGUUCCUGGGGUUAAAGAAGAUUCCACGUGUGGGCCUCCAGAACUACAAGCCUGAGACAGAGUCUUCUCUGGCAGGGGACAGCACCUCGGGGCUCGCUCAGCUUUUAGCUGGCUGCCCUCUUUUAGAGACCUUAGAGGUCAUUGGUCCAGGUUUUGUCUCUGUGCUGCCUCGGCUUGAGCCUUGCAGUCGCGCCAGUGUAGAGCCUCGCGGUAUGUGCACAUGGGCGCGAGGAGUUGGCGAUGCACACAUAGCGGCGCUUGAGGCUUUGCCUCGAUUACGCCGCCUGACUCUGGCUGGGCUUCCGGGAGUCCUUAGGGGUACAGGGCUGGUACAGCUGGCCAAGCACUGCGAAGACCUACGGGUAUUAUCCCUUGCCAACAUGGGAUCACUAAAAACCAUGAACUACACUCCUGCCUUGCUGGAUGCACUUAGACAGUGUACACAGCUACAGGAACUCAGGUUGGAGCAGCCCUACCUGAAUGCCAACGUGUCAUUCUUCGAGGCUCUGUCCUGCUGCUCUCGUCUGCAGCGCCUCUGCCUUAUCUCACGCAGCGGUACCUUUGACGCCGCUGCCACAGAAACAUUCAUGGAGCGGUGCCGCCAUGUCAUCAUGUGCCACAUGUUCAUGGGCGGCACCUUGGUGGCUUGCCGCACACUGCAGAAAACUCUGCUGGACAGAUUCACAUAUGACCGCUCGGCCCUGAGUGUGGUCAUCUAUCCAUUACAGCAUGAAGACCUGCCUUCAGUCAUCAGAGACAUCCCACUAACACUGCUGGAUCGGAUAACUUUGUUCCAGAGCCACGUGGCCCAACCACCACAUUUAUCAUCAUUGUGACAUCACCAGGAAGCUUUAGCGUGAUUGGUGCUCAGUCUGCGUUUUUUUUCUCAGCAGGAAAUAAAAUUCAUGGAAGAAAGACUGACUGUCAGCUGCUCAGUGAUUUCUGAUUGUGUGAUUCGUUACAUAAAAGACAAAAACAGUUUCAGGCUGCUUUACAACAAUACAUCCACCAAGAUUGUUUACAUUAACAUGACUCAUGAGUAAUGAUGGUCUUCAUGCUUUCUGAGGCUGGAGUUUGACUUUAUUUGUUCCAGGACAUUUCACAUUUGGUGCCAUUGGGACCUCAAUUGUGCUUUUAAGGGCAAAAAUAAUUUCUGUUCCUACACCACUCUGCUACUUUAAAAAAAAUAAGUGCCAAAAAUAUAAAUUAGGGAUGUGUUGGUUCAGAAACUUUGUAUAGACGACCUAAAACAAAUGAUGUUGUAAUAAAGUCUAAAUGAAUUAUUUUAAA
This is a messenger RNA of Dicentrarchus labrax (European seabass), 2762 nucleotides long. RefSeq names its product F-box and leucine-rich repeat protein 18 (gene fbxl18). The transcript has 7 exons. Lineage: Eukaryota; Metazoa; Chordata; Actinopteri; Moronidae. The record is from RefSeq and is a predicted model, not a curated record. Gene Ontology annotation, molecular function: protein binding. Gene Ontology annotation, cellular component: SCF ubiquitin ligase complex. The coding region runs from base 119 to 2308 and encodes 729 amino acids. Gene Ontology annotation, biological process: SCF-dependent proteasomal ubiquitin-dependent protein catabolic process.